UUUACCGAACAUACAUUUUUGCCGAAGGAUUUCUUUUCUCCUUUGUGCCAUAAUUAUGGGUUAGAAAAUGUCGAACACUGAUACAAUGGAAGCUCACGCAUCGACUGCCGUUGUCGAGCAAGAGAAAAAUAAAAACGAUGACGUUGUGAUGAAAGAUGACCCGGAUUCCGACGAAGAGGAAGAAGUCAAUCUUGCUGAAAUUAAAUUACUUAAUGAAAAAAUAAGCAACUCUCCAUACAACUACCAAGCGCAUGUGGAUCGAAUAGCUUUGUUAAGAAAAUGUGGUGAGUUUGAAAAUCUAUCGUCUGCUCGACAUAAGAUGAAGGAUUUGUUCCCACUUACAAAGCAAUUAUGGCUUGAAUGGCUGGAAGAUGAACAAAAAUUUGCCGAGUCAGAAGAUGACCAUCAAAAACUUGAGUCAUUGUUUGAACUAGCUGUUCAAGAUUAUCUGUCUUGUGAAAUAUGGUUGGAAUAUAUUCAAUAUUCCAUUCGUUAUAUUGGCACUUCAGAUGGAGUAAAAAAGCUACGAAAUUUAGCGGAACGAGCUUUAUCUUCGGUUGGUCUUCAUGUAUUAAAAGGUUCAUCUGUUUGGGAGGCAUACAGGGAGAUAGAAAGUGCCGUUCUUGCUACAAUACAGCCACAACCAGGCAGUAUCACUACACCAGAACAAAAUGAUCAGAUUAUUCAACAAACAGCAAAAGUUGGACUUCUUUUCACCAGGCAACUGGCAGUACCAUUGCUUAACAUGGAAUCCACCAUGGUUGAAUAUGAAGAAUGGUGGAAAGAUAACGGAGAUGGGGAAAUCCCUGAAUCGGUACUACAUUCUUACGAUAAAGCUCUCGAACAAAUGGAAGAAUUGAAAAUAAUGGAACUUGCUUUGGAAUCUGCUGAAUCUCCCAAAACUGAAGAAUACAACGCAUAUAUUGACCAUGAGAUGAAAUCAAACAACCCUGCGCGUAUACAAUGUAUUUACGAACGUGCGAUCACCGAUAAUUGCCUCAAUGCUCAACUAUGGAUGGACUACCUUAAAUACUUGACAAACACAUUAAAGAGUGGACCCAUCGUGCUAUCUGCUUACAAACGAUCAGUAAGGAACUGCCCAUGGGUAGCCAAGCUAUGGGUUGGGUUGGUUCUUACUUUAGAGAGGAAUAGUGAACCUCAAAAUAAGGUUGAAGAAGGGCUUAACGAAGCAUUGGCUGUUGGUUUCUCAUCAGCGUCAGAAUACUUGGAGUUGUGGAGGUGUUGGUGUGAUUACAUUCGAAGAACUCAUGAAGAAAACCCUCAAGAAGGAAUGACAGUUGUACGAACUGAGUUUAAACGAGCUACGUCACAUUUGUUGAACGAGGUUUUACCAGGUUUCAGUGAAAAUGCGGACCACGAUUACACGAUGUGGAUUUACUGGGCGAAUAUUGAAGCACGAGGAUCACAAGGUAUCGAUGAAGCUCGGAAGAUAAUGGAGGAAGUGAUGAAACAUCCGGAUGCAAGGUUGAACUGGAAGAUUUGGGAGCAAUAUUACCAUCUUGAGAGAUUACACGGCGAUUUAACUCACGCUCGAAAUGUGCUGCGUCAUGCUGUGCAGUCAAGCGCGGCUGAUGAUGGAAGUGCUGAGUCAGCAUGUGAGUUCCUCAUCCGAUUCGAGCGAGAAAACGGAAGUUUAUCGGAUCUCGAUGAAUCAAUAAAGAAAGUUGAAGGAAGGAUGAGUAAAGUCAUCAAAAGGAGGGAAAAACUUGUCGCGUUUGCUGAGGAAAGACAGAAAAAACAAGGUGGUAAGAAAUUUGAUAAAAAUAAAAAGCCUCGCCAUAGUCCAAACAAGAAAGAAAACAGACAAGCAACUAAAAGGAAUAUUUCUAACACUGAACCACAAGAAAACAUAAAAAGAAAACGAACACAUUCACCCAAUAAAGAAGGAUUUAAAGAACCAGCAGGCCUCCCACCACGAUUUGUGAAAGCAAAAUCUCCAGAGAAAACAAUAGCGCCACCACCUGGAUAUAAACCCGACAAACAACAAGGACAAGAAAAUGAAGCCCCAACGCCUAUGUCUGAGGACCAACCUGCCCAAGCCACGAUAACGAGCGAUGAACGAACAGCGGAGGGCGAUAAACACACCGUGUUUAUCAGUAAUAUGAGCUAUAGUGUCCAGUCUCCUGAGGAAAAGCUUAAAAUUAUGUUCGGAUGUUGUGGUGAUGUGAAGUCAGUUAGAGUAGUGAGAGAUCAUAAAGGGAAGAUGAGAGGAUUCGGGUUCGUUACUUUCCAUCAAAUCGAGGACGUGGAAAAAGCGCUCAAUCUCGAUCGACAACCAUUAGAGGGCAGGCCAUUAUACGUUUCAAGAAACACUGAAAAAUCAAAUCGUCAAAAGGUGUUCAAAUAUGAGACAAAAAUAGAGAAACACAAGUUGUUCGUAUCCGGGCUUAACUUUGCUACCACUGAAGAAACGUUGCAGAAGGUUUUCUCCGAACACGGUGUCGUGAAGUCGGCUCGUAUAGUAGUUACCAAGGGGGGCAAAUCAAAGGGGAUUGCGUUUAUUGAAUACGAGAAUGAGUCUGAUGCAGCACAAGCUGUUAUGAAAAUGGACGAAACUGAGAUGGAUGGUUUCACUAUUAAGGUUGCUAUUAGCAACCCUCCACCACGAGGACGUAGUUCAACUAUGGGAAAAUCACUUGGUCAAGUUGAGCGCGGUACUACUGUUGGAAGUCGUGGAAAGGGCAAGAGCCAGGUGACUCUAAUCCCAAGGUCACUACAGAGUUCAAAAGUCACCAAACCAGACACAAUUGGAAAACAAGAAAAAGACGCAAACGACAAUACUAUCCAUUCCAAAGGGUUAAGCAAUAGGGAUUUUGCUGGCCUUUAUUCAAACCCUUAAAGUGGAACUGUUAAGUUAGAAAUACGUUCUUUUCACAUGAUUCUGUUAAUCGACCACGCGUGGCGGAAAAGUUGGUUUUUAGGGCAAAGGUAGUUUGCUGACUGCCCGACUUUUUUACGUUGUCAAAUCAAGUUCAUUUUAAAAACCGCUGAGUUACUGCACAAAGUGCGUAUCUUUUUUAAUCAUAAAAGUCGACAAAAGCAA
Messenger RNA from Ciona intestinalis (vase tunicate), 3064 nucleotides. The record is from RefSeq and is a predicted model, not a curated record. Lineage: Eukaryota; Metazoa; Chordata; Ascidiacea; Phlebobranchia; Cionidae.